Rana temporaria (common frog) is the source of this 1262-nucleotide messenger RNA. Its product is annotated as protein ALP1-like. The transcript has 3 exons. NCBI's taxonomy places the organism in Eukaryota, Metazoa, Chordata, Amphibia, Anura, Ranidae. The record is from RefSeq and is a predicted model, not a curated record. Bases 1 to 1197 code for a protein of 398 amino acids.
AUGAGUGAUGACGAGAUAGCUUUGUUCAUGGCAGCAGCCACUGCUAGCCAAUAUCUUAUUAACGAGAGGCAGAGAAAAAGGAAGAGGCAACGCAGAUUUUGGAUACACCCCGUCAUUGCUGAUCGGGAAGAAAGAGGGCAAUUUUGGGUGAUGUACCAAGACCUCCGUGACCAUGAAGACAAAUUUCUGGACUACACCAGAAUGUCCAUAAAAAGCUUUGAUGAGUUGCUGGAAUUGCUGAUCAACAGAUUGCAGAGGAUGGACACCUACUUCCGCAACUGUAUCCCCCCUGUGGAGCGACUUAUCAUAACACUGAGGUAUCUAUCAACUGGACAAUUGAUUGCAAGUCUGCAUUACUCGUUUUGUAUUGGAAGAUCUACUGCCAGUUAUAUAAUUUGUGACACCUGCAGUGCCAUUUGGGAAGUCCUGAAACCCAUUGUGUUUAAAAAACCGGCAGCAGAGGACUGGGAAAAAAUUUCGGAAGUAUUCUGGCAACGCUGUAACUUCCCGAAUUGUCUAGGAGCGAUCGAUGGGAAACACAUCAGGAUUGUGAAGCCCAUGGCUAGUGGAAGCCAGUAUUUCAAUUAUAAGAAAUACUUUUCAUUUGUCUUAAUGGCUGUGGCUGAUGCCAAUUAUUGUUUUACCUAUAUUGACAUUGGUUCCUAUGGAAGUAGUGCAGACUCUGCGAUUUUUGGGAACUCGUCUUUUGGGCAAUUGCUUCGAACGGAUGGUCUGGACCUUCCGCAAAAUAGUCCACUCCCGGGCACAAACGGCCCUCCCCUACCAAGUGUCUUUGUGGGUGAUGAGGCUUUUGCUCUGAACACACACCUACUUCGGCCUUAUUCAGGACAUAAUCUGAAUGAAGAGAAACGCAUAUUCAACUACCGGCUAAGCAGAGCACGACGCGUAGUUGAGUGUGCUUUUGGAAUUUUGGCGAACAAGUGGAGGGUUCUCCACACACCGAUUGUACUCAACAUGCAAAAUGCCAUUAGUGCUGUUGAAGCGGCGUGUGCCUUGCACAAUUUUGUCAGGCAGCGCGAUGGUCUAGAUUACGAGGAGCCAGUCCAUGAGACUCUGGAAAGAGCUCAUUGGACUGGUGUACGUGGGAACACACAGGGGACACAUGUCCGUGAACAGUAUGCGGCAUACUUUGUCUCUCCUGAAGGACAGGUCCCAUGGCAGCUCAAUUCCAUUUAAUUUAUUGAACUUUUCAGCUUUUGACACGCUUAUUUUGUGAAAUAUAAUCUUUACUAUGCUGUUUU